Molecule: messenger RNA, 6357 nt
Organism: Gadus chalcogrammus (walleye pollock)
Lineage: Eukaryota; Metazoa; Chordata; Actinopteri; Gadiformes; Gadidae
Product: NACHT, LRR and PYD domains-containing protein 12-like
Exons: 11
Coding region: 144-4460 (1438 amino acids)
Molecular function (GO): protein binding
Source: RefSeq, a predicted model, not a curated record
AGGACGGCUGGCUCAGGAAACGAAAGUUAUUCUUUAAUCCAAAGUAACAACGUUUCUCGAAGUGGAGGUAUCCCUUCUUUCGAGAGAAAAACACUUCAAUGCAAAAUUCCAGGAGCUGGAAACAUUAAGGUCUCCAGUCUACUAUGGAUGAGGAGGGAGAGGAGGGGGGUCUUACCUCUAAAACCACUCUGUCUGGGGAACAUGGCUGCCAGAGCAAAGCUAAGAGAAGAGUCCAGAAGGAGAGAGCAGACUCCCCUGGACCCAGCUGUGUCUCCAUGAAGAGUGACCACUCUAUGGAUCCACCUGUUACCUUUAAAGAUGGAAAUCGUUCUAUUGAGAAGAGAAAACACCAGGAGAAGUCAAAUGUUACCAGUGCUCGGUCUGAACAGCAGGAAACAGAGCUGAUCAAGAUGGCUGAGGAGAUUGCACACGCUUUUCUAGACAAGGAGCUGAAGAAGCUUUGGACGGUUCUCUUCCUACAUUCCCCACAAUGCUCAGAGAGUCAGAGGGAGGUGGAGGAGGUUGGUAAGAACGAGGAGCAGAGGAGGCGUGCCAUAGAGGGAGUGGUAGACAUCACAAAGCUCUGCCUGAUGGAGAUGAACCAGGACAUACUAGCUGACACACUGUGGGGCGAAGCGAUUGCUGUUGAGUGUCAACAUAAACUCAAGUCUCAUCUGAUGAAGAAGUUCAGGUGUGUGUUUGAGGGAAUCCCUAAAGCAGGACAGCCAACAGGGCUGAAUGACUUCUACACAGAAAUCUACAUCACAGAGAGAGGCAGUGGAGAGGUCAACAAGGAACACGAGGUCAGACUGAUCGAAAGAUUUUCCAGAAGACCAGCCAAGAAGGAAACACCUAUUAAAUGUGAAGAUAUCUUUAAACCCCUACCUGGACGAGAUCAACCAAUCAGAACAAUACUGACAACUGGAGUGGCCGGCAUUGGUAAAACCGUCUUAACACACAAGUUCACUCUGGACUGGGCUGAAGGCAAUGCCAACCAUGACAUACAAUUCACAUUUACCUUCACUUUCAGAGAGCUGAAUUUACUGAAAGGGAAAGAGUUUAGCAUGGUGGAACUUCUUCAUCACUUCUUUAUUGGGACCAAAGAAGCAGGAAUCUGCAGAAACGACCGGUUCCAAGUUGUCCUCAUCUUGGAUGGUCUGGAUGAGUGUCGUCUUCCACUGGACUUCCAGAACAACCAGAUCUUGACUGAUGUCACAGAGUCCACCUCAGUUGAUGUUCUCCUGACAAACCUCAUUAGGGGCUACCUGCUUCCCUCUGCUCGCAUCUGGAUAACUACACGCCCAGCAGCAGCCAAUCAGAUCCCUGCUGAGUAUGUUGGCAUGGUGACAGAGGUGAGAGGGUUCACUGACCAUCAGAAGGAGGAUUACUUCAGGAAGAGAUUCAGAGAGGAGGCGCAGGCCAGCACAAUCAUCUCCCACGUCAAAAUAUCACGAAGCCUCCACAUAAUGUGUCACAUCCCAGUCUUCUGUUGGAUCACUGCUACAGUUCUGGAGGACUUCUUCGAAACAUCCCAGAGAGGAGAAGUAAUGCCAAACACUGUGACUCGGAUGUACAUCUAUUUCCUGAGGGUUCUGUCCAUACAGGGGGACAGGAAGUAUCAUGGGAGAGCUGAAACAGAUCCACACUGGAGUUCAGAGAGCAGGGAGAUAAUUGUUUCUCUUGGAAAACUGGCUUUUAACCAGCUGGAGAAAGGCAACCUGAUCUUCUACGAAGCAGACCUGGCAGAGUGUGGCAUCGAUAUCAAUGCAGCCUCAGUGUACUCAGGAGUGUUCACCCAGAUCUUUAAAGAGGAGUGUGGGCUGUACCAGGACAAGGUAUUCUGCUUUGUCCAUCUGAGCAUCCAGGAGUUCCUGGCUGCCCUUUAUGUCUUUCUGCCCUUCAUGGACACUGGUGACAAUCCACUCUCAGAAGAACAAUCAGCCACCGGGGAAGAUAAACUCCUCCUCCUCUACCAGAAGGCAGUGGACAUGGCCUUACAGAGUGAGAACGGACACCUGGACUUGUUCCUCCGCUUCCUGCUGGGCCUAUCUCUGGAGACCAAUCAGAUUCUCCUACGAGGUCUGCUCGGACAGACAAGAAGUAGAUCUCUGACCAUUGAGGGAAUAGUGUCUUACAUCAAGGAGAAGCUAAAUGGAGAGCUCUCUCCAGAGAGAAGCAUCAAUCUGUUCCACUGUCUGAAUGAGCUGAACGACCAUUCUCUAGUGAAGAAUAUCCAACACUGCCUGAAAUCAGGAAGUCUCUCCAAAGAAUCUCUCUCGCCUGCUCAGUGGUCAGCUCUGGUCUUCAUCUUACUAUCAUCAGAAGAAAAGCUUGACGUGUUUGACCUGAAGAAAUACUCUGCUUCAGCGGAGGGUCUUCUGAGGCUGCUGCCAGUGGUCAAAGCCUCAAAAACAUCUCUGAUGAAUGGCUGUCAUCUGUCAGAGAGAUGCUGCAAAGCUCUGGCCUCAGUUCUCAGCUCCAACUCCUCUAGUCUGAGAAAGCUGGACCUGAGUACGAAUGAUCUGCAGGAUUCAGGAGUGAAGCUGCUCUCUGCUGGACUGGGGAGUCCACACUGUACACUGAAAACUCUCAAGCUGAAUGGCUGUCAUCUGUCAGAGAGAUCCUGUGAAGCGCUGGCCUCAGUUCUCAGCUCAAACUCCUCUAGUCUGAGAGAGCUGGACCUGAGUAAUAAUGAUCUGCAGGAUUCAGGAGUGAAGCUGCUCUCUGCUGGACUGGGGAGUCCACACUGUACACUGGAAACCCUCAGAUUGUCUGGCUGCCUGAUCACACAGGAAGGCUGUGCUUCUCUGGCCUCAGCGCUGAGCUCAAACCCUUCCCAUCUGAGAGAAUUGGACCUGAGCUACAAUCACCCAGGAGACUCAGGAGCUGCACUGCUCUCUGCUGGACUUAAGGAUCCACGCUGGAGACUGGACACUCUCAGUGUGGAGCACGGUGGAGCGCGGAGGCUGAAACCAGCUCUAAAGAAGUAUGCCUGUAAACUCACCAUGGACCCAAACACAGCCAACAAACGACUCACUCUCUCUAAAGACAACACAAAGGUGACAGAGGUGGAGGAGAAGCAGUCAUAUGCUGAUCACCCAGAGGAACUUGACUCCUCUAGCCAGGUGUUGUGUAGAGAGGUUCUGACUGGCCGCUGUUACUGGGAGGUAGAGUGGAAAGGAGAGGUUUCUUUUGGAGUGACAUACAGAGAAAAUACAAGGAGAGGAGGGAGUGUUGACAGCAGGCUUGGAAGGAACAGCAAGUCCUGGAGUCUUGAGUUUCAUGGUGACCGUGCCUCUGCCAAGUGCAGUGAUAAAAAUAGAGACAUACCCACCCCCUCUUGCCAUGAUGAUGCUGAUGGGGACUAUGGUGCUGACUUUGGUGAUGACAAUGGGGAUGGGGCUGACUUUGGUGAUGACAAUGGGGAUGUUGUUGACCUUGGUGAUGGUGCUGACUUUGGUGAUGACAAUGGGGAUGGUGCUGACUUUGGUGAUGACAAUGGGGAUGGUGCUGACUUUGGUGAUGACAAUGGGGAUGUUGUUGACCUUGGUGAUGGUGCUGACUUUGGUGAUGACAAUGGGGAUGUUGACCUUGGUGAUGACAAUGGGGAUGUUGUUGACCUUGCUGAUGACAAUGGGGAUGUUGUUGGCCUUGGUGAUGGUGCUGACUUUGGUGAUGACAAUGGGGAUGUUGUUGACCUUGGUGAUGACAAUGGGGAUGUUGUUGGCCUUGGUGAUGACAAUGGGGAUGUUGUUGACCUUAGUGAUUACAAUGGGGAUGUUGUUGGCCUUGGUGAUGGUGCUGACUUUGGUGAUGACUAUCAGGACCUUGUUGACCUUGGUGAUGGUGAUGAUUUUUAUGAUGACUAUCAGGACCUUGUUGACCUUGGUGAUGGUGAUGACUUUUAUGAUGACUAUCAGGACCUUGUUGACCUUGGUGAUGGUGAUGACUUUUAUGAUGACUAUCAGGACCUUGUUGACCUUGGUGAUGGUGAUGACUGUUAUGAUGACUAUCAGGACCUUGUUGACCUUGGUGAUGGUGAUGACUUUUAUGAUGACUAUCAGGACCUUGUUGACCUUGGUGAUGGUGAUGACUUUUAUGAUGACUAUCAGGACCUUGUUGACAUUGGUGAUGUUGAUGACUUAUAUGAUGACUAUCAGGUCCUUGUUGAUACUGGUGGUGAUUAUUACAUUGCAUGGUAUUACAGUAGACCAACAGUCAUCCGUCUCACCCCCUCUGAUGACAUUUCCUCUGCCCAGCACAACCUCUCCUCUGGCUCUAACAGAGUAGGAGUGUACCUGGACCGGCUUGCUGGUACUCUGUCCUUCUACAGAGUGUCCUCAGACACACUGACACACAUCCACACCUUUCAGUGCACCUUCACCCAGGAGGACCUCCUCCCUGGGUUUGAUUUUGAGUUAAGGGGCUCUGGUUCCACAGUGUCUCUGUGUCGAUUGUAGCAAAACACACGCAUACGUGUGCACACACACAGAAACCCACACACGUUUGUUUUUCAUAGGCUAAGUAAAUGCAAAUAAUGUUUUGUUUCUUAGUAUAUGGAGCGUUUUCUAGCAUUGCCAUUGCGAUUAAUAUAGAUGCUGCAACCACUGAAACUAUGCAGCUUGUGCAGUCAUUUUUCCUUCCGUUGUGUUGUCACCCAGGCAGUUUUGCUGGUUUACACCUAUGUAAUUGAUGAUGUUCUUUCAAUAAAAAGUUUUAUUUGCCAUUGACCCAGGGAUGACGUUAAUUCUUCUUUGGACAGACUAGGCCCAGGUAUUUGUGUGCGGCAACCUGGAAGUUGGUUCUCCUUUCUUCGGCAAAAAGUUCAUUCCAAAAUAUCAUUUUAUAAAUCCAAACAUUUGGUUUAACAAGAUAAGCUUGUAAAAUGAAUACGUUUGAUGUUGGUUCAACAAAAACGUUUUUUUCGACUGACCAAGGAAUGACAUUUGAUCUUCUUCCUGGGGACGCACUAGGAUGAUGUGUUUUUGGACAUCCCUGAAGGUUAUGUUUUGCUUUGCCUCCGCCAUAAUCCAUUUUAAAACAUUUGUUCAACAAGAUAAUAAUGACAAAUUAAUACUGCUUUAAAUGUUUUUGAGGUGUUAAUGAAUGAAUAAAGUCAAAGGCAGAUAAAAAAAAAGACUUCUAAAAUGAAGGAUUUUGGACUGAAGUUUGCAUCACUUCCCCCCGGAAGUGAUGUAAACAUUAAUUUGGGCACAGAAUGAUUUGGGGAUGAGAUAGCGGCGUCUGGUCUCUUUAAUAUGAAUCAGUAGCUCAUAUUCAAAAAAUCUAUCCAUACAGGGAGUUGUGAUAUUAGUAGGUGACCUAGGGGUCAAGAAUACUUGGGAGGGAGCUUGAGAAACACGCAACAACUGCAUCACAGCGGGGCGGAGCUGAUUGACAGAUGAACAAAGCCAGCUCUUAGAGUUGUGGGCUGGAACCCGCACAACAACCCAAGAUUACAGGGCGGGGUCUACAAUAACAGCGUGUGGAACUCAAAUAGAGCAUUUAUCAAUUAGGAAUGUCGGGAUUGUGGUCUUAAUGAUAUAACCUUUGCUACAUGUUUAUGCAUUUGUUCAAAAUGUUGAAAGGGAAAUGAGAGAAUUUUAGAGGAUAUCUUUUUUUCAAUCUUAUAUCUGGGAACAGCCUUAUUGAUGUGUGAAGGGCAGACAACCCUAACAAAGAGGCGUUUGAGAAAACAAAUGGAAUGGGACAGAUGAGGCAGAGCAGGAUAAAUGUCUGUUUAGCAAAAGAGAAUAUGGAGAAAUGGGAAUAAUAUUAUACAUGUAAUGGAGUGGUAAUGCCUCUAUUAUUUCUGAUAUGUGGUUCAUUAUGAAAGGAGAAGUUAUUUGGGGUUUGAAUCCAUGAAUGUUACAAGAGCAAGCAUAUUGAGAGAGGAUAAGGGAUUAAGGAUAAGAGUUUAGGGAACAACGGUCAACAGAAUGUGAGACAAUGCAAAGUGAAGUAGCUGCAGCUGGAGGCCAGAGUGAAUAAGUGUGAAAACAACCCAGUCUCACCAAUAUGCGUACAGAUCGCACGGUUUGACACUUUCAAAAUGCGUGCAGUACAUACGCCAAAUUACCCUUUCGCGUGCAUAUGAUACGCAAAACCCAGCAUUAACCACUGUGGAGGGCGGAUGCGUCCAUUUUGCGUUCAUAUCAUACGCAAAUCGCAGCAUUAACUGAAUGGGAAAUGCAAUAUUUUAGGACAGAUUCACCAUUAAACGUGUUUCUAAUGACAUUUCUAGCGAGAAAUGUACUUUUUCCAUGAAUAAUCUUCAGUCAGUGAAUGUGUAUGAUCUUUAUUAAUCUUUAUUAUCUGAAUGGGAAAUGCAAUAUUUUAGGACCGAUUCACCGUUAA